CUUGAAGUAAUUCAAACUUGGGGCACUUUUGGUUUGGGAUACAAACCGAAGAAGGAAGAUUGGCAGAGAAUGCGUGUUAUUAAAGCGGAGAAACGCCAUGCCAGACUUCAAGGGAAAGAUCCAAGGGAUGAACCAAUAUGCAAAGGGUACUGUUUUCAUUGACAGAUUGCUUGAACUUGGGGAAUGUUCAAAACAAGCAAGGUUUGAGGAAGUGCUGGUGGAAGAGAUCACCGAUGAGGUCUGUUCUGAUGAUGAGGAAGAUAGUUUUGGCUUCAACAACCUCUUUGGGCUAGCCAACAUGACAGAUCCUAAGGAAAGGUGGAGAAGGAUGCUCACUGAAAGGGCAUUUAUGGAAAAGCACCCCAACUUCCAACUCAUUCAUCAUGCAAUAGCUCCAAUGGAUCCACAUGAGUCUAUGCUCCUUGAAACAGUGAAAGAAGAAUCACUAUGUGACUUAUGGGGAAAUUUGACCAUAAAUGCUCUAAAUGAGGAAGGACUAGAAUUUGAUAGGGGAAUUUCUCUGGUCAAUGGAAGCUCUCAAGCUAAUUGGGCAGCGGAACUUCUCCCUGUAGCUUUCAUCUCUAAGAAGAUCAUGCCAAAUGAAAGGGACCCAAGGGGCAAAUUUGCACCAAACUAUGAAGGGCCUUAUGUUGUUAAAGAAGCUUUCUCCGGAGGAGCACUCUUGUUGAAAUAUCCAGAUGGAAUUGAUUAUCAUCACCGAGGGCAUACAUUAACAAAAAAAGAGAGAGACAUCAAAGCUCCAAGCAUUGACAGUGGGAAACUUCCUUCUUCUGAGCACAAGACCCAUGUCCUGCACCUCACGCCUUGCGCCCCUGCACCUGCCCUGCACCAGAUCCUGGCCUUGCUUUGCACCGAGCCAUGCGUCUUUUCCCUUGAUCCCUUGCUUGCUGCGCCUGCACGUUUCUGCUCUUGCACUCCGCGCCCAAUGCCUGCACUUUCCCCUUUGCGCCUCUGCGCCCCUGCUACACCGAGCCUGCGCCCUGAUCACGCCUAGAUUUCCUUGCUCUGUGCCCCUGCUGCGUUGACCCUGCUGCUGCGCCUUUGUCCCUGCAGCCAACCGAGCAUGAGACAAACCUGCACCAUGUCCUUGCCUUGCCUGCAAGAUGACAUCACGCUCCAGCUUUCUUGGCUGUUCCGCAGGGCCAGUUUUGGCCUCACCCGAUCAACGGUGGAAGGAAAAAGAAGAAAAAUUGAAGGGUUUGGAUGAGGAGAGAAGAAGGGAGUUAGGGUUUUGUUUGAUUGUGUAUAAAUAGGAAGAAUUGGUGAAUUGGAAGGGGGGUUCUCUUUUGGUUGAAGGGUUCUCUUUUGGAGGGUUUUUCUUUUCGAAAGAGUUCUCUUGGUUGUUCUUUUCAGUCUGACUUUGGGAUCGCCGGAGGUGAUAGCAAGAGAAAGGAGAUCGUUAAGCUCUUAAAGGAGUGACUGUUUUUGGAAGUUGCGUUUCUGGAUUUAUCUUUGCUUUAGGUAUUUUUCUUCAACAGAGGAGUUCUUCCGGGGAGGCAGUGAAGGGAAUGAUCUGGGCUUGAUCCCGUGGGUGGGAUCCCCCAGAUCGGAUUCUGAUCUGUUACCCAGGAAAGCUUCGCCGUGUUUGUUGCACUCUUAUGAUCUAAAUCUAUAAUACCAAUAAAAUAUUUUCUCUUAU
Rubroshorea leprosula is the source of this 1660-nucleotide messenger RNA. NCBI's taxonomy places the organism in Eukaryota, Viridiplantae, Streptophyta, Magnoliopsida, Malvales, Dipterocarpaceae. The record is from the annotation of a GenBank genome assembly.